CAUCCAUUUAGGGGUUUCGUAUCAAUUCGCACAAGACUUUCGGGCUGAAGACGGGCGGUGAUUCGAUGGACCUCUUCCCCAUCCGCCCUUAGAUCUGCAGUGCAGCACGAGACCCUGGUUCGCCCGAGAUCUUCAACGGAUUGCUGCACACGCGCAUCAUCGUCGUACGGCAUGUAAUAUCUCUCAAACACCUCCAAAUCACACAAAACCCCAAGUUCGCCACUCGGGAAAAGAAACACACCGUACCAACUUCAUACCCCAACGCCCGACCAUCAGCUCCAUCUCAGCAAGGACAAAGGACAAUGGCGCAAUACACCCUCAACCUCCUCCACUUGCCCCCCGAACUCCGCAACAAAAUCUACGAGCUCGUGCUUAACGACACCACCGACACCACCGACGCCAUCGUCUGCCCCUUCAUCCUGCAAUGCAGUCCUGGCAAGCGCAAAUACGGCUACAGCCUAACGCAGACAUGCCACCUGCUGCGCGACGAGACGCUGCACAUGUGGCAUGCAUCGUCGAAGCUGCUCUUCGCCAUGCGCGCCGAUAACAUGAAGUACUACGUCAACUGGCUACGGCGGCGACCUGCGGAGGUGUUUGCGAGUAUUCGCCGGAUUCAGCUGGAGGAUUACCAGCAUUGCCGAAUUAGGAGUCCUGAAAGGCAUCCGAGUUUCUGUCGGAAUGCCAUUGUCAUCAACUUGACGAAGCGCAUGCCCGUGAGCGUGAGGAAGGAUCGGAAGUGCAGGGAUUGUCCGCGCCACGACUCGGCGGCGGAUUGGGUGCAUGCUGUGGUGAGGAGUCUGGAGUGGAAGAAUGGUAGAUGGGCCUUGACGCGCGAGAAGCUGGAGCAGAUUUUUGAGGCGGCGGCAUGGUGAUUGAUGUGCCGCUUCCUUGAAAAGACGGAAGACGGAAUCCUCUUUCUCAACGAAAGGCCGCUCGGCUGCUUGUUGUGCCAUUGUCCAGUCUAUUUCGCAUGCGGAUUUAGGCGCUAAGCCGACGUCUAUCCCCGUCUGACCACAGCAAGCAAAUCGAUUGUACAGGCCUAUAUAAUGCAACCGAGAA
Molecule: messenger RNA, 1059 nt
Organism: Neohortaea acidophila
Lineage: Eukaryota; Fungi; Ascomycota; Dothideomycetes; Mycosphaerellales; Teratosphaeriaceae
Exons: 1
Coding region: 303-872 (189 amino acids)
Source: RefSeq, a predicted model, not a curated record